GGCAUGCAAGCUGCUCAGUGUCGGUGUGACUCACCUCAGACAAGGACGGUUUAUACACGACUCUCUCAGUGUAGGUGGUGUGUGUGUGCGCCUGUGUGUCACAGUAUAUCAGAUAUAAUAAUAAAGAAAAGUUACUAGGAUUAUGGCUGCGAGUAACGUUGUGUCAACUCUGCGCCGCAGUGCUCCAUCGGUUAUCGACUGUUUCAAGAAUGCUCAGCUUUAUCGACGAGAAAGUACAGCUUCUCAGCAUCCCCGAGAGAUGGUGGUGCUCUUUACUUGGCUCGGUGCUAAGCAAAAGUAUGCUCAUAAGUAUGCGAAUUGCUGGACUAGGAGAGGGCAUGAUGUCCUUCAUGUCACCACCUCCGUCAGGGAUCUCCUGUUUCCCAAGACUGGAGCAGAGGAAACUGCAUCUCGAGUGGUGGAUUUCUUGAGUGGAAAAGAUAAGAAUGUAAUAGUCCAUGGUCUGAGUGUGGGCGGCUACCUCACUCAGAGGGUUCUUAUGGAUGCACGACACUCCACAGUGCACAUUUCACAUCAAAUAUUUGAUAGUUUCAAUGAUGUGAAGUUGAUGAGAAGAAUCCAAUCGGACGAGGACCAGGCAGAACUACAAAGGGAUCUGGACAGGCUGCAGGCCUGGUCCCAGGCGCGGAUAUAAGGGGGAGCCCAGGGGGCCCGCACCCCCCCCUUUGGCGCUCUUUGGGCUUUGGCCCAGUGUCGUAGCUGGGUUUUCAUUUUGGGGCGAGGGGAAGGAGGGGCCAAUCCUUUACAUGGC
This is a messenger RNA of Cherax quadricarinatus, 772 nucleotides long. RefSeq lists its product as uncharacterized. The record is from RefSeq and is a predicted model, not a curated record. Gene Ontology annotation, molecular function: serine hydrolase activity. NCBI's taxonomy places the organism in Eukaryota, Metazoa, Arthropoda, Malacostraca, Decapoda, Parastacidae.